This is a messenger RNA of Knipowitschia caucasica, 1209 nucleotides long. The record is from the annotation of a GenBank genome assembly. NCBI's taxonomy places the organism in Eukaryota, Metazoa, Chordata, Actinopteri, Gobiiformes, Gobiidae.
AUGCCAUUUGGUUGUUUAACACUUGGGGAGAAGAAGGAUUACAACAGCCCCGCAGAAGUCACCGACAAAUAUGACCUGGGACAAGUUGUCAAGUCGGAGGAGUUCUGCGAGAUCUUCCGGGCGAAGGAUAGAACCACCUUGAAAAUGUACACCUGUAAAAAGUUUCACAAAAAAGAUGGAAGGAAAGUGAGGAAAGCUGCCAAAAACGAGAUAAUGAUCCUGAAGAUGGUAAAACAUCACAACAUCCUGCAGCUGGUUGACACAUUCGAGACCAAGAAAGAAUACUUCAUCUUUCUGGAACUUGCUACAGGCAGAGAGGUCUUUGACUGGAUCCUGGAUCAAGGGUACUAUUCGGAGAGAGACACCAGCAACGUUAUGAGGCAGGUGUUGGAAGCUGUUGCCUACCUGCACUCCAUAAAAAUUGUCCACAGAAAUCUCAAGCUGGAGAAUUUGGUGUACUAUAACCGCCUGAAGCACUCUAAAAUCGUAAUCAGUGACUUCCAGUUGGCCAAGCUGGAGAAUGGGCUGAUCAGGGACCCAUGUGGCACCCCAGAAUAUCUUGCUCCUGAGAUGGUUGGGAGGCAGAGAUAUGGGCGCCCGGUUGACUGUUGGGCAAUAGGUGUCAUCAUGUAUAUACUUUUGUCCGGAAACCCACCAUUUUAUGAUGAUGGUGAUGAAGACGAGGACAGCCGUGAUAAAAACCUCUUCAUAAAGAUUUUAUCCGGAGACUAUGAAUUUGACUCUCCAUAUUGGGAUGACAUUUCUGAUUCUGCCAAGUCUUUAGUGGCGUCGCUGAUGGAGGUGGAUCAGGACCAGCGGCUCACGGCACAGGAGGCCAUCAGCCACGAAUGGAUUUCUGGAAAUGCAGCUUCUGACAAAAAUAUCAAGGACGGAGUGUGUGCUCAAAUUGAGAAGAAUUUUGCUAAAGCUAAGUGGAAGAAAGCCGUGCGGGUGACCACUUUGAUGAAGAGACUGCGUGCGUCUGAGGGAGAAUCUGGAGCCAGUUCCGGGGCAGUAUCCGACCCCAACGCACCCACCCCGCCCACCGGAGCCGGGGCCGGGGGGCUGAGCAUGGCGGCCAGCAUCAAGGCAGCACUCAGCGAAAAACCCAGUGACACAGAGACUCCUUCAGCCAGACAAGACGAGCAGCCGCCCCAGACGCGGUGCAACGGUGACGCUGUCCAGCACAUGCAGAAAAAAGAAGAUUAG